This is a messenger RNA of Aspergillus terreus NIH2624, 594 nucleotides long. RefSeq names its product mitochondrial 37S ribosomal protein uS9m. Gene Ontology annotation, molecular function: RNA binding; structural constituent of ribosome. Gene Ontology annotation, cellular component: ribosome; mitochondrial small ribosomal subunit. Gene Ontology annotation, biological process: translation. The record is from RefSeq and is a predicted model, not a curated record. Bases 1 to 594 code for a protein of 197 amino acids. NCBI's taxonomy places the organism in Eukaryota, Fungi, Ascomycota, Eurotiomycetes, Eurotiales, Aspergillaceae. The transcript is spliced from 2 exons.
AUGGCCUGGUUCAAGCUCCCCCAGUUCCGUGACUUCGUCGGCGAGCCGGUGCCCACCAAGAAGUACAAGAACCUAGUGAAGAUUCUGCAGCGCCUGAACCGGAUUGACCCGGCCCUCGUCCCCGACGAGGUGCGCGAGACGCUGAAGAGCUUCCUCCGUCCCGGUAACCCGUACGGAAACAAGCCGGCGCCGGCGACGGUGGACGAAAUGGGCCGGGCCCGUGGAAAGGGAAAGCGCAAGACUUCGUCCGCUGUGGUUCAUCUUGUCGAGGGAGAGGGAGAGGUGAUGAUCAACGGAAAGACCCUGGCGGAGGCGUUCCCUCGGCUGCAUGACCGGGAGAGUGCGACCUGGCCGCUGCGGUGUACCUCCCGGCUGGACAAGUACAAUGUGUGGGCGAACGUCCGCGGUGGAGGUGUGACUGGACAGGCUGAGGCGGUGACUUUGGCGCUGGCGCGAGCAUUGUUGGUUCACGAGCCUGCAUUGAAGCCGGUGCUGCGGAAAGCUGGUGUUAUCACGGUGGAUGCCCGUCGCGUGGAGAGAAAGAAACCCGGCCAUGUCAAGGCGCGCAAGAUGCCCACCUGGGUCAAACGGUGA